Molecule: messenger RNA, 1101 nt
Organism: Echinops telfairi (small Madagascar hedgehog)
Lineage: Eukaryota; Metazoa; Chordata; Mammalia; Afrosoricida; Tenrecidae
Product: protein lin-28 homolog A-like
Exons: 3
Coding region: 326-670 (114 amino acids)
Molecular function (GO): nucleic acid binding; zinc ion binding
Source: RefSeq, a predicted model, not a curated record
UUAUGCAGUGGUUUUGUUGCCAGGCUUUCAUAAAACUCACUUGGGUCACAAGCCAGGCUUCAGCGUGAACUCGGCCUUGUGCGGAGGCAAGGACGGAGGACAUCUCUCCCCAGAGAGAUCAACAUAAGGGCGCGUGAGGAAACGGCGGCUCGGCUGGACUUUAAACUGCACGGUGCAGCGCUUUGGAAAGGGCGCCAGCCUUGAUUUAUCCUGUCCCUUCGUGUCUGUAUUUCUGUCUGCUCCCUACUUUUAGGAGAGUGUGCGUGUGUCUUUCUGGGUUUCCGGGGACUAAGCCACGUGUGGUGGCCGCCAAGGUCCCGGCCACAUGACUCUCCGUUCCGGCCAAAUGGCGCUGCCCAGCAGACGUGGCCAUUCUUGUGGCGGGACAACUGAGCACGUGACCCUGGCCAAGGUUUCCCAGACCCGUGACCAAAGUGCCAAAUGCUAUGUGUGUCAAGAACCGGGCCACUGGACACGGAACUGCCCAGGGAAGAUUGGCCCUGUCCGGCCAGCGCAGCAGCAGAAGAGCUGUAGCAGGUCUGGAACCUCGGGUGAGCAAUCAGUGUGGCAGCAAGAAGUCCUCAGGGUACUAAUGUCUCUGAACCAAGCGUGCCACCUCCAGGGCCACCAGCGCCUGAGCCACCUCGACUUUCGCCAUCCUGGGCCCUGAGCGGACAACCCCUCCCCACAGAGUAGGAAGGGUGUGGACCCAGAGCCCCACUUCGUCCUUUUGCCAGCAGGAAGCAGCUAGAGAUGUUGUCGCCCAGGACCCCAAAGAUUUGGCUCCAUACUUCUUCAGGGGGGAAAUACUAGGUUCAAGCUCCAGGCCAGGAAGGGGUGGUACACCUAGGUGGGCGUUGCACCUGGACUGACCCAUCUAAACCAGGUGAAUUUGGUUCAGCCAAUGGGGUCCCCCAGUAUCGUCGACCAUGCCUCCCUACGGUGGGCCCUGAAAAGCCUGAAGUUUGCUCUCUGGCUCUCUCCCAGUGGCUGCUACACAGUGCAGCGCGGCCCGGCCACCCUCCUGCACUGUGCCGCAGACUCUGUCUGGCUUGUGUUCCAUUUACUGUAAAACCUGAAACUACUUUUAACUUUCAUAAA